Carcharodon carcharias (great white shark) is the source of this 1885-nucleotide messenger RNA. Its product is annotated as amphiregulin-like. Gene Ontology annotation, biological process: positive regulation of cell population proliferation; positive regulation of mitotic nuclear division; epidermal growth factor receptor signaling pathway. Bases 87 to 794 code for a protein of 235 amino acids. The transcript has 6 exons. The record is from RefSeq and is a predicted model, not a curated record. Lineage: Eukaryota; Metazoa; Chordata; Chondrichthyes; Lamniformes; Lamnidae.
CUGGGACUCGGCAGUGGAGCAACAGCAGCAAGGCACGCACAUCCGAAUCGUAAACCUGAGCUACCUUUCACACAAUUGUGUUGAACAUGAUUAAGUUGCAAGCGUUAUAUCUGUUGUUGGCGGUGGUGGUGACUGCAGCCGGUGUCCGGGAGGUGGAUGGAACAUCUUUGGCCGAAGAUGAGAAUAAAUUGUUGGUUUCCUCUGGAGCUCCAGCUUCCGAACCCCCAAUUUUCAGCCCCAAUUACAGCCAACGGGUAACCAAUGACUCCAGUGAGGAUUAUGAAGAUUAUGGUGAUUAUGCGGACGAUUAUGAACUUUUGACACCUGGAGAAUUAGGAGAUGGAAUGUUACCAGCAAAAGUCCAGCAGGUUGUUCAACCCAAAGACCAAGACAGAAAGAAAAAGAACUCAAAAAAAUCUAAGAGUAAGGGAAAGAGGAGGAGGACCGGAAGAAAGAAACAGAAAGAUCCAUGCAAGACCGAUUACAAAGACUAUUGUAUUCAUGGGAAAUGUCAAUACUUGAAAGACCUCAAUAAACCAUCAUGUGUGUGUCUCCCUGGCUACCAGAAUGAGCGCUGUGGGAUCCGGGCAUUGUAUACUGGAACAACUGAGGAGAGCAUCGAUAGCCUCUCAAUUGUCUUAGUGGUAGCAGCUGUAAUGCUGCUCAUCUCCAUAAUAACUGCUGUGAUUGUUGUGACAUUGCGAAUUAGGAGAAAGAUGCGAGUCGAACAUGACAUUUUGAGUGAAGAGAAACAAACACUGAGAACAGAGAAUGGAGUUGUAGUUGAAAAAUGAAGGGCUGAAUCAGACAUCUGAAACCUGGAGAAGUCUCCCAAAACAUCGAUCGCCUGCAUCUAUUACAGGAUGUCCACUCCCAUCUCCCUUUUCUGUUUCAUUGCUGUUUUUGAUGUAUACAAAGUACACAAAGCAAAAUCUGAUAAUAUGGCUAACGUGUAACAUGAAUGAAACAACAACAGCUUGCGUUUAUAUAGUAUCACAACAAAUAAUUAGACGUCCUAUGGCAGGAGGUGUAGUCGAGCAAAAAUUAGCACUGAGUCAAAGAAGGAGAUAAUAUCAAGGGCGGCUAAAAUCUUUGGAAAAGAGGUAGACUUUACAGGGUUUCUUAGAGGAAGCCAGAGGAGGUGAGCAAGCAAGUUGCAGAGCUCAGGAUCUAGAUGGUUGAAGGCACCUUGGCAAAUGGUGGAGCAAAUGGGGUGGGAUGCAAAGAGGAAAAGUUAGAGAAAUGCAGAGUUCUCUCACGCUUUGAAUGCUGGAGUUUGCAGAGAAAAGAUGGGGCAAGCCGUGGAGGGAUUUGUGAACAAGAAUAGCAAUCUUGAACGUCAGUCUUUGAUGGAUUGGGAGCCAGUGCAGGUCAAUGAACACGGAGGGGUGGUGGUCAAACAGGACUUGGUGGCACCAUGCUUUUGAUAAGCUGAAGGUUAAAGAGGGUAAAGGAUGGGAGGUUGGCCAAGAAAGUAUCGAAUUAGAUGAAUUUUAAGGUAACAAAGGCAUUGAAGGAAUUUUCAACAGCCAAUUGGCUGGAGACUGGCAAUGUUACAGAAAUGGCACCACAGGGCAGCAGACAGAUGAGAAAAUUUGGUAAUUUAACCUGGUCGCUUUUUUGCAGAAGAGGAUUUUAUUGCGUUAACUGUUACUAGUUGAGGAGAAAAGUAUGAUUUGUGCUUUGUAUGUAGCUCAGAUGCAUUGCACAUUGAUCAGUGUUCAAUGUGGAGCACAUUUGAAUAAAUUUUAACCUAUCUCAUUCUCACACAAUGUUAAUCUGUACAUAAAAGCAAAAAACUGUGGAUGCUGGAAAUCCAAAACAAAAAUAAAAAUAAAAAUACCUGGAAAAACUCAGCAGGUCUGGCAGCAUCCAUAAGCUUAUA